AUGCCCCCAGCAAUCCCUCCACCGCUGGUCUCUUACCUGGAGUCCAGCCUUGCUUCACUUCACGGCCAGACCCUCAUUACCUCUGUGCUUGUCACGCCUUCACCAUGGCUGCUGCUGCGAUUCGUCUACGCGGCCAUAUACGGCGUUGGGGAUGACGGAGAAGCCAGACAAGUCGGCACGGGACCAGAUGAAGUCAGGCUGGGGGAGAGGCCAGUGGUCUUUGUGAGUCUUUUGCGACCGCUAAGUUUAUGGCUUGAGAUGGGGAAGAAAAUGGGUCUGGAUUUUCAAGCCUUACUCCGGAGCAAGAAGGUUGUCUACGUCGACGGGCUUGCUGAUGGUUCCUCCCCAGCAGGACCUGGAGACUCCUCGCUGCUAUCAACGACCAGGCUCAAAGCUUUGACCUUGAACGAGCUACGGUACUCUAUGAAUGUGGUUUUGAAAAGUUCCUUUAGGGCAACGACAGAAACCACUACCUCGGGAGCGGGCAGAUCAUCAAGUACUCCGGCCGUUCCAUAUGCGACGGCAUCCACCUCCUCUUCGUCUACAGGAACCGCAGACGCGAAACCACUUAUCCUUCUUGACGGCAUUGAUUUCCUCCUGGCUUGCCAGCCCUCCAUCUCCACAGUAUCAUUGCAAGCACUCCUUUCAACGUUACAGAUGCAGUCUCACGCUCUGGUACUCACCUGCAAUGCCGAUGUUCCGCUCCUGCAAACCGCUAUGUCUGGCAGUUACGACGACGGGACGCCCUUGGAACGCAAUCAUGCGCAUUUCUUGACGUCCAUGGCCCAUCGAAGUCGGUGGGUAUUCCAGCUCAGAGGGUUGGAUACUGGGAGCGCGAAGGAUGUUUCCGGUGUUAUCAGGGUCAGUAAGGGCGGUGAUAGAGGCGAUGACGAGAGUGAGAUCUCGAAUUUAGGCCAUACAAAAGCUCUGCCUGACGCAGAGUGGCUGUAUCAAUUGAAAGGCGAUGGCUCAGUGAGGGUUUGGGGACGUGGAGAAUAA
Cladophialophora carrionii CBS 160.54 is the source of this 999-nucleotide messenger RNA. RefSeq lists its product as uncharacterized. Gene Ontology annotation, biological process: tRNA wobble uridine modification. NCBI's taxonomy places the organism in Eukaryota, Fungi, Ascomycota, Eurotiomycetes, Chaetothyriales, Herpotrichiellaceae. The record is from RefSeq and is a predicted model, not a curated record. Bases 1 to 999 code for a protein of 332 amino acids. Gene Ontology annotation, cellular component: elongator holoenzyme complex. The transcript has 2 exons.